Paramisgurnus dabryanus is the source of this 6127-nucleotide messenger RNA. The record is from RefSeq and is a predicted model, not a curated record. Lineage: Eukaryota; Metazoa; Chordata; Actinopteri; Cypriniformes; Cobitidae.
CUGAAUUCUUAACGUGCCAUUUUAUUACUAAUGGGCUUAUGAAAAUCAAAAUGUCAUUGAUGUACAGGACCGUGUCGCGUUUUUAAGGAUGCCAGCGGUGGAUAUUCAAGGGGGUUUUACCGGACAAGUGCUGUUUUUAGCCCGCGACGCUUCCUCGUAGUGAAUCGGAUGAUUGGAGCAGCUGUGAGCUCCGCUUAGACUGCAGCUGUCAUUGAUAUUGCACAGUGAACAGAAAAGAUGAUGUGCGAGGUGAUGCCUACGAUCAGCGAAGACACGGCGCUGAGCCAACGUGGGUCCCAGAGCAGCGCCUCUGACCCGGACUCCCACUUUGAGCAGCUGAUGGUCAACAUGCUGGAUGAGAGGGAUCGUCUAUUGGACACCCUACGAGAGACACAGGAGAGCCUAGCCCUCUCCCAACAACACCUCCAGGAUGUCAUCUACGACCGGGACUCACUGCAGCGUCAGCUUAGCUCCGCACUGCCACAGGAGUUUGCCGCCCUGACCAAGGAGCUCAACGCCUGCAGAGAGCAGCUGCUGGAGAAGGAGGAGGAGAUAUCCGAGCUGAAAGCCGAGAGGAAUAACACAAGACUGCUGUUGGAGCAUUUGGAGUGCUUGGUGUCAAGGCAUGAACGUUCCCUACGCAUGACGGUGGUCAAACGUCAGGCUCAGUCUCCUUCUGGGGUCUCCAGUGAGGUGGAGGUCCUCAAAGCCCUCAAGUCUCUGUUUGAGCAUCACAAAGCACUGGAUGAGAAGGUACGAGAGAGAUUGCGGGUGUCACUGGAGAGAGUUUCUGCACUGGAAGAGGAGUUAGCUGCAGCCAAUCAGGAGAUUGUAGCCUUAAGGGAGCAGAAUGCACACAUUCAGAGGAAGGUGGCAUCAGGAGAGAGCACUGAGGACUUGCUGGAGGGCACCGAUGCCCAGAAAGUUCAUGGCAAACGGUUGUCUAACGGGUCGAUGGAGUCCGGGGACGAGGCCAGUCAAGUGGUGGAGCUGCAGGAACUGCUGGAGAAACAGAACUACGAGUUGGCGCAGAUGAAAGAGCGCAUGUCCUCGCUCUCCUCCCGCGUGUCCGAGGUGGAGCAGGAGCUAGAGACGGCCCGUAAAGACCUCAUCAAGAGCGAAGACAUGAACAACAAGUACCAGAGAGAUAUUAAAGAGGCUAUGUGUCAAAAGGAAGACAUGGAAGAGCGGAUAGUGACGCUUGAGAAACGCUAUCUCAGUGCCCAGAGAGAGUCCACGUCACUUCAUGACAUCACAGACAAGCUGGAAAAUGAACUGGCCAACAAGGAGGCGUUCCUCAGACAGAUGGAGGAGAAAAACAGGCAGUUACAGGAACGACUGGAGCUGGCAGAGCAGAAGCUUCAGCAGACCAUGAGAAAAGCUGAGACGCUGCCUGAAGUAGAGGCCGAACUGGCACAGAGGAUAGCAGCUCUCACCAAGGCGGAGGAGAGGCAUGGGAGUAUUGAGGAGCGUAUGCGACAUUUGGAGGGACAGCUGGAGGAGAAGAAUCAAGAGCUGCUCAGGGCUCGACAGAGGGAAAAGAUGAAUGAGGAGCACAACAAGCGCUUGUCAGACACAGUGGACAGACUUCUGACAGAGUCGAAUGAGCGAUUACAGCUUCAUCUCAAAGAGAGAAUGGCGGCUCUCGAGGACAAGAACGUUUUGAUACAAGACUCUGAGAAUUAUAGGAAACAGUUAGAAGACUCCAUACAAGAAAAGACUCAUCUCUCAGAGGAAAUGGAGAAACUGAGAUCUGAAUUGGAUCAGUACCGGUUAAGGGCUGGAUCCCUUACAGAGCCCACACUAUCACGGUCUCAUCUGGAUGCAUCCGGAGAUCUGCGUUUUUCUCUGGGCUCUCUGGCAGACACACAGUCAGACCACUAUCGUUCAACUAAGGUGAUUCACAGGCCUAGGAGAGGACGCGUGGGGCUACGUAGAGAGGAACAGAAGGCGAAGUCUCUGGGAGAGCAUGAAUGGCGUGCUCAGCAGCUUAGCGUUUUGGGUGGCCACCCAUAUGAGAGUGACACGGAGAUAUCAGACAUUGAUGAUGAUGACCGGGAAACCCUCUUCAGCUCAAUGGAUCUGCUGUCUCCUGGUGGACAUUCUGAUGCUCAGACUCUGGCAAUGAUGCUGCAGGAACAGUUAGAUGCCAUCAAUAAAGAGAUCCGGCUGAUCCAAGAGGAGAAGGAGUCGACUGAAUUAAGGGCAGAGGAAAUCGAGAACCGAGUGGCCAGCGUCAGCCUGGAUGGAUUGAACCUGGCACGGGUGCACCAUCCUGGAGCCUCCAUCACUGCCUCAGCCACUGCCUCCUCCCUCGCCUCCUCAUCCCCUCCCAGUGGACACUCCACCCCCAAACUCACUCCCCGCAGCCCCGCCCGGGACAUGGAGCGCAUGGGGGUCAUGACACUGCCCAGCGACUUGCGAAAACACAGGAGAAAGAUUGCAGCAGUAGAUGAGGAUGGUCGAGAGGACAAGGCCACCAUCAAAUGCGAGACCUCUCCACCCCCCACGCCUCGCCAAGUUCGCCUGACAAAAACGCUCCCUGCUUCCUCUCACAACGAUGCACGCCUGACAACUGCAUUAGAGACUGAGGCUCUGAGCAGUGUAGCCAGCAGUCAGGACUCCCUACAUAAGCAGCCAAAGAAGAAAGGCAUCAAAUCCUCCAUCGGACGACUUUUCGGCAAGAAAGAGAAAGCCAGACUGGGACAGCUAGGAAAAGAACUUGUGGGACCAGGACAUGUAGGGAAUGUGACUGAUCCUGAACUUAUGGGUCAGGAUGUUGCAGUUGGAAAACUGGGAACACAGGCUGAGAAAGACCGUCGGCUCAAAAAGAAGCACGAGUUGUUGGAAGAAGCCAGGAGAAAAGGAUUACCCUUUGCACAGUGGGAUGGCCCUACAGUUGUUGCGUGGUUGGAGCUGUGGCUGGGAAUGCCAGCGUGGUACGUGGCAGCAUGCCGUGCCAAUGUUAAAAGCGGUGCUAUUAUGUCGGCCCUUUCGGAUACUGAGAUCCAGAGAGAGAUUGGCAUCAGUAACCCACUGCACCGUCUCAAACUACGCCUUGCCAUUCAGGAGAUGGUCUCGCUCACAAGCCCCUCUGCUCCACCUACAUCUCGAACCCCGUCGGGUAAUGUGUGGGUAACCCAUGAGGAAAUGGAGACCCUUGCUGCCCCCUCGAAAACGAAGUCAGAGUCCGAAGAGGGAAGCUGGUCACAGACACUAGCAUAUGGAGACAUGAACCACGAGUGGAUUGGGAACGAGUGGCUGCCCAGUCUAGGUCUACCUCAGUACCGCAGCUACUUCAUGGAGUGUCUGGUGGACGCACGCAUGCUGGACCACCUUACAAAGAAAGACCUCAGAGUGCAUUUAAAAAUGGUGGACAGCUUCCACAGAACCAGUCUCCAGUAUGGCAUCAUGUGUUUGAAGAAGCUCAACUAUGACAGAAAGGAGCUGGAGAGACGGAGAGAAAGCAGCCAGCAUGAAAUAAGAGGUCCAGGGUCACAUUUGUGUACAACUUUUCUAGAUGUGCUAGUGUGGACUAAUGAGCGCGUGAUACGCUGGAUUCAAAGCAUCGGCCUCCGUGACUACGCCAACAUCCUGUUCGAGAGCGGAGUCCAUGGAGCGCUCAUUGCACUCGAUGACAACUUUGACUACAGCAGCCUGGCCCUGCUGCUGCAAAUCCCCAACCAAAACACUCAGGCUAGACAAAUUCUUGAAAGAGAAUACAACAACCUGCUGGCACUGGGAACCGAGAGACGAUUAGAUGAGUGCGAUGAGAAAGAUUUUAGAGGGCCAUCAUGGAGGCGGCAGUUUCCUCCGCGGGAUGUCCACGGGAUCAGCAUGAUGCCCGGAUCAGCAGAGACCCUGCCCGCUGGCUUUCGUCUCACUGCCACCUCUGCACACUCGCGCAGACUGCCACCAGAGGUCCUGUAUGAGGUGAUGGAUGACAGUCCUGACGACAUGUAUUUGGACUGGUUUCAAGUCGGGCCAUCAGCAAUACAGCGCCUGGACAGUUCCACUGUGAGGACCUACUCAUGCUGAGAGAAGAUAAAGACUAUAAGCUAUUUAUUCUAAAGUUAUAACUUGAAGUUGCAAGAAGGGUCGCUGGGCCAAAAUGAAGAUUUCCGAAGAGUCACACUGCCAAGAGAACAAAAGAAGCCCCAGUGGGACGGGGCAAGGAGGGGGGAACGGUGUGCCAGCCCGCCCACCCCUUCCUCUGCACUUAAAAAGCCAAGGCCACAACCCAGGCACCCGCCGCAGGUGCUAACACACUCUCUCACCCUUUCUAUCUUUUACACCACGCCAAGCUCCUUCAGCUUACAUACUGUGCAUUUCUUUUACAGGGGAUGUGUAGGUAUUAUUGUAAAUGAAUAUAAAUAAUGCUGUUUUUAUAAAUCUAUAAAUAUAAAUAUAUAUAUAUAUAUGCACAGGUCUGUAUAAAAAGAUAAAGACAAAGAACAUAUUCAGAGUUGUGCAGAUUAUGUCCUAUACGUCAUGGUUUAAAAACAAUGCUGCUCUUUUCGCCUAGACCUGAGAGACGUUUUGUACAUGUUAGUUACGUUUCAUUUGUUGGUGUUUGAGGCCUGUUGAGGUGUAAUGGUUGAAAGUCCCUCCCCCUCAUUUAGAUGUCACUUUUUUACGUAUGUCCUCUUCAGAGUCUACAUCCCACUGUUACGUCACACAUAGCACAAUAAUCAGAUCGUACACUGUAAAAAAAAAUGUUGGUUCAACUUCAAAAACUAAGUAACCUGGUUGCCUUAAAUAUUUAAGGUAAUUUAACUACUAACAAUUUUUAAUGUUGAAUUAACUUAAAAUUUUAAGAUAAUCACACUGUAAAUAAAAUGCAGCAUGACAUUAAAACAACUUGGUUUUGCAAGUCAAUUCAACUAUACUAUUUUAAGUUUUGACCCUUGAUAAGUUGACAUAACUUAUAAAAACAAGUUGAAUUGUUUAACCUAAUUUGUUAAGUUAAAUUAACAUAAAAAUGUGUGUUAAUUUAAAAAAACAUGCUGCAUUUUUUACAGCACAGGUAAGUUUUUUUAAGUUGAACCAAUUUUUUUUUUUACUGUGUACCUACUAAGGUACCUCAAUUCUUAAAGCGCCAUCUCGGCCAAUUGGGCACAGUGGUGAACGUGACAACACAUCUGUGACCCAUUUUACUCUGGUGAUGGAUGUUUUUCUUAAGAAACAAUAUUAAUGAACCAUUUAAGCCACUUGAAACCAAGUGGGGUAAAUGUGGAUGUUUAUGCUAAAUUUAACUCUUUCCCUGCCAGCGUUUUUAAAAAAAAGUUGCCAGCCAGCGCCUGCAUUUUUUAUGAUUUUCACAAAAGUUUAAUGACUUCCGUUUAAUGAAAUGUUCUUCUUUAAAUAAAUAAACAUACAAUUAUCGAAUGAAAGAACAGACCCUCUGCUUAAAAAAAAAAAAAACAUUUGUUCUCUUGUUUGCCCCAAGAGAAUACUUCCGGGUUUUAUCGCCACCUGGUGGAUAAUAGCGGAAAUACGGAUUGCCGGAAAAACUUGUCAUGGGCAGGGAAGCAUUUUCUCUUAAUUGACUGUCGGGGAAAGACUUAAAGUACAUCUUCCACUUACUUUACGUGGAUAAAAAUGGUAAAAGCACUGCAUUUGACUUACCUAACCUCAGAGUAACAACAUUGACAAACACUGCGUGUCACCUGCUGUCAUUUAUUAGAUACCUGACCACCCGACCUAAGAUCGGCUGUCCUUGUAUCACGAAUGUCCAACCCCCUCAACUGGGUCUCUUUAGGAGAAAUAACUAAAAGACAGGCUUAGCUAAUAGUAAACAUAGAGGUGUAUAUCAACUUGUUGAAGUCCAGAUUAAAGUUUUAAAAGACAAACCUGUUGCUUGCUGUGACUUACUUUGGUGUAAAACUGUUUGAAACCCUUUCUGUUGAGGUUGCAGGGCAAACCUGUUGUACAGCCCUUGACUUCCUGUCUUUGAGUUAUUUCUGACAACUCUUUGACGGUUUGUACAUCCCUGUUUUGCACGCACAGAGAAUCAUUUUAUUUUGUGUCCAUUUUUUUAUUAUUAUUAUUAAUUACUGAUUGUAUUUUGGUCAAAACUAUGUGGUGAUCAAAGAACUUUUCAUUGUUAAUAAAAAGUACAGUCAAA